AUGAACUUACGCAUACCAAUCUGGUUUAUAACUCUGAUAAUCGCUGCGCUUAUGUCAGCCUUUGUAGUCUUUGACUUAGUGAGGCACAUGGAAGAAAACCAUGCCAUUACAACAGACAUGUUGUUCAAUAGGGGGGUAUAUGCAGAGCGCGAAAACUGCAUGUUGUUCUUAAACAAAGGGCAAAAUCCAAUUUAUGACAUAAAUAAGCAUGCCGUCCACGGAAACGCUUUGUGCUUUGUAGAAGACAUAUUAGAUCCUCUUUCAAAAGUGGAAUUAAAGAUACACUCGGAGAAAUUCGUUGCAAACGAAACAUCCGAAAUAGAGAUCAAGUACAAACUCCUGAACGGGAAAAGCGUGCGAAACGGCUUUGCCGGAUACAAGAAAAACUGUGUUUUUGACAAGGUAGACCCAAUUAUUGAGAAUUCUGCGGAAAUGUCCAGAUUUGCGUGUUCUACCGUAGAGCCAGCGUAUACGAGCAUCUAUGCGAAUAUAAUUGGAGACAGGAACUUCAUCGAGCGCAAGAGUGAGCUUUUGAAGGAUGAGAGUCUGAAAAAAGUCCUCUAUUUCGGGCGGCAGUCUUGCCUUUGGUCUGCCAAUUACUACUCAUCGCUAAAAGCCCUUUUAAACAAUGUUUUAAAUGGAAAUAACUAUUGCGAUAUAAUUACAGACUGUCGGCGGAUUCAGCUUCUUGGAGGAGUUGCAUUUGUGUAUGACGCCGUGAAAUUUAACACAUUCAGCACGAUAGAGCUGAUAAUUUCAAGGUACCAGCAGACGUUGAGGGCUUUUAAGAAUGAUGUGAUCCAAAAAGAUGAUUUGCAAAAGCUAGCAGCAAUCCAGCUUAGAUCAGAUGCAUACUCUCUGAUCGACUCUUUAAUUCUUCUAGACUCUAUUAUCGAGAGCAUAAAUGGAAUGUCCAAGGAACAUGCGGAAUUUGUUAAAGAAGGCAGCAUUUCGGCUGCAGUGGCAGGGAGCAGAGAAGUGCAUGCGCUUAACUUCUCCAUCAUGGACAGCCUAAAUAACAGCACCUUCAGCAAUGACAAUAUAUUCACAAAGCAGACGUUUACCUGGACAGAUUACGAGAACAUGGAUGUGAACGCGAUCGAAGCAUUAAGAAAUAAGAUAAAUACGGCUUGGGAAUCUCCGAUACCGAGCAUGAAAGAAGACUUGGAGGCGCUGAGGGAUCUUCUGAAAAUGUUAAAAACACGUUUGGGAACAGACCAGACCUCCAUAGUAGUGAAAGGAAUAUCUCUGGACAAGGUAAGUAAUGAUGAUGUGUGGGAUAGGGUAGACUCUGUUUAUAAUGCGAUUUCAUUGCUGAAACAUAACUAUGGUUUGGCUUCUAACGAAUUCGAAGAUAAGAUAAUGGAUUCCUGCAAAAACGGAACAUCUGACUGUUUACCGGAUGUGCAUGAGUACAAGUCGAUGCCAGAUGACCCAAUGAAAGGCAAGAUUACGCUAGAAAAUCACAGGAGUGCCUACGAAGAAGCCCUGGCACACAAUGAUUCUUCCCCGAUACCUGCAAGCAAUCCCGGCACAUCAUAA
Nematocida major is the source of this 1542-nucleotide messenger RNA. RefSeq lists its product as uncharacterized. The transcript has a single exon. NCBI's taxonomy places the organism in Eukaryota, Fungi, Microsporidia. The coding region runs from base 1 to 1542 and encodes 513 amino acids. The record is from RefSeq and is a predicted model, not a curated record.